Molecule: messenger RNA, 772 nt
Organism: Meloidogyne enterolobii
Lineage: Eukaryota; Metazoa; Nematoda; Chromadorea; Rhabditida; Meloidogynidae
Source: the annotation of a GenBank genome assembly
UUGGUAAUAGACUUUAUUUAUUCAGGUGUUUAACUGUCGAAAGUGCAAGCUUUACUUCCCUAGCCGCGAAUAUUUUGGCAGACAUAUGGCUUAUCACAACGAAUUGGACACUUAUAAAUUUCACUGUGAAAAGCAAGAUUUAGCCAUUUAAAUUUAAAAAUUAAUUUGUUUAAUUAGAUGCACUGAACGUUUCCAUACGGAACAGGAUUUACAGACACACCUCUUACAGCAUGCGGAUCAUUCUCCCCAUAAUUGUAGAAAUUGUAAUGGGAUAUUUAGAUCGGCAUUGGCUCUGAGGCGGCACAAAGACAACUGGCCACAGUGUCAUUCUCCUCCUAUCGGAAUGCAACUCCCUUUCUUUGUCAACCCAAUAGAUCAAUUUUCCUUUGUUGGGAGUGAUUUAAACGAAUUUGCUGAUCAGAGUGAUAAUGAGGAGGAUAGCGAUGAGUAUCAACAAAAAUUUUCUCGUUAUGAGACAAUUACAUCAGCAAAAAAUGAUGGGGUUUUAACAAGGAAAACAACACAAGAUUCUGGUUAUCAUGGAUCUGACACUCACAGUCCUGCUGGGAGCCAUUCUCCAAUUGACGAUAGCUCCGGUUCCUUCCCUUCGUCUUCUCAUUCGUUCGAUUUUAACCAAAAAAGUUCUGUCAAAAAUGAUUCAUCCGAUUUUGGAGGAUUUGCUUCCGUUAAAGAAGUCUAUUCAUCAACUAUUUACAAUGAGAGUCCAGCCAAAAACGGGGGAACAAAAAUACUACAUGAGUAUGGAUUGUAA